GCCGGUAAGCAAAUUCCAACAUGGAGGAUCCCGUAGCUGUAGAAAAGAGCCCGGUAUGACUUAGAGCGAUUGUUUCCUGCUUUGUUCGUGUAGUUGGGCAGAGUUUACGUCGUAGCCUUUCGCAAAUAUAAGCUCGAGGAAAUGCCUGCAACACUGAACUCCAGACCCCAGACAGGCCUGUCUUUCCUUGCCCCAGAACCAGAAGAUCUGGAGGACCUGUACAGCAGAUACAAGAAGCUGCAGCAGGAGCUGGAGUUCCUGGAGGUCCAGGAGGAGUACAUCAAAGAUGAACAGAAGAACCUCAAGAAAGAGUUCCUCCAUGCUCAGGAGGAGGUGAAGAGGAUACAGAGCAUCCCACUCGUCAUUGGCCAGUUCCUGGAAGCGGUUGACCAGAACACGGCUAUUGUUGGCUCUACUACAGGGUCCAACUACUAUGUGCGCAUCCUGAGCACCAUCGACAGAGAGCUGCUGAAGCCCAACGCCUCAGUGGCCUUGCACAAACACAGCAACGCCCUGGUAGAUGUGCUCCCCCCUGAAGCUGACAGCAGCAUCAUGAUGUUGACGUCAGACCAAAAGCCAGAUGUGAUGUAUGCUGACAUUGGUGGUAUGGACAUCCAGAAGCAGGAAGUCAGAGAAGCAGUGGAGCUGCCGCUCACUCACUUUGAACUCUACAAACAGAUUGGUAUUGACCCACCCAGGGGUGUCCUUAUGUACGGACCUCCAGGUUGUGGAAAGACCAUGUUGGCCAAGGCUGUGGCGCACCACACUACAGCUGCGUUCAUCCGCGUGGUGGGCUCUGAGUUUGUUCAGAAGUAUCUGGGUGAGGGCCCUCGUAUGGUGCGCGAUGUCUUCCGGCUGGCGAAGGAAAAUGCGCCUGCCAUCAUUUUCAUUGAUGAGAUUGAUGCUAUUGCCACCAAGCGUUUUGAUGCACAGACCGGAGCUGACAGGGAGGUGCAGAGGAUCUUGCUUGAACUACUUAAUCAAAUGGACGGCUUCGACCAGAACGUCAAUGUCAAGGUGAUCAUGGCCACCAACCGAGCAGACACACUAGACCCGGCCCUGCUACGCCCCGGACGCUUGGACAGAAAGAUAGAGUUCCCACUGCCCGACCGUAGGCAGAAACGUCUCAUCUUCUCCACCAUUACCAGUAAAAUGAACCUGUCCGAGGAGGUGGACCUGGAGGAUUAUGUGGCUAGACCAGACAAGAUAUCUGGGGCUGAUAUAAACUCCAUCUGCCAGGAGGCUGGCAUGUUGGCAGUGCGUGAGAACCGGUAUAUCGUCCUGGCCAAAGACUUCGAAAAAGCUUACAAGACCGUCAUCAAGAAGGACGAGCAGGAGCACGAGUUCUACAAGUAGAGAAGAAAAAAAAAAGUGUCCAGACACAAGUCUGUUUAUUGAUUUACGUCUGUGUGUCUUUAUCUACAGUAUGUCUUUUGUGGAUUUGCAAUUCCUGACCUGCAUGAUUUUUGUUUGGGGGGAACGACUAAAUUCACUGCAACACAAGCCCUAAUGUCAGAUUAGCCCUGUGUCAGCCUUGAGAAGACACACUAUCAUGCGAUGGGAGUGUUUUUUGUACAGGCACUCCUCUGGUUGCUAAAAAAUAUCUACCCCCAACUGUAGCUAGGAUAGGACAUUUGUAUCUGUAUGUACUCAAAUAACAUUAAUGAAGAAAAAAAACAUUAAAGUUUUACAUAAAAAAGGUA
Scophthalmus maximus (turbot) is the source of this 1703-nucleotide messenger RNA. It is a transcript of the gene psmc4, whose product is annotated as proteasome 26S subunit, ATPase 4. Bases 142 to 1356 code for a protein of 404 amino acids. The record is from RefSeq and is a predicted model, not a curated record. The transcript has 11 exons. Gene Ontology annotation, molecular function: proteasome-activating activity; ATP hydrolysis activity; ATP binding. Gene Ontology annotation, biological process: proteasome-mediated ubiquitin-dependent protein catabolic process. Gene Ontology annotation, cellular component: proteasome regulatory particle, base subcomplex. Lineage: Eukaryota; Metazoa; Chordata; Actinopteri; Pleuronectiformes; Scophthalmidae.